AUGGGGAGCGCGAACUUCCACGAUAUCGUAGGGAGCGACGCCUUCGCCUUUCGUCCAGCCGGUGAACUGCCGCUCACUGAUGACUGCCGCCACUAUGAAGGAAAGCACGAGGUACCCUGGGACAUACAAAAAUACUUCGCCCAGAGAUACUCCAUUUUUUCGUGGUACGACGAAGGCGUGUGCCUGACCGAUGAUGCCUGGUUUGGCGUGACGCCAGAGCCAGUCGCAAAUGCAAUAGCUGCCGACUUACAAGACUCAGAAUCGUCAAAGACAGUUCUUAUCGACGCCUUUGCGGGCGCCGGUGGCAACACCAUCGCCUUUGCUCUUAGUGGUCGUUGGGAACAUAUCAUUGCCAUCGAGCGUGACGCCUCGACCCUCGCGUGCGCACAAAAUAAUUCGCGCAUUUAUGGUGUUGAUCCCGCUAUGGUAACUUGGGUUCGUGGCGACAGUUUCGAAUAUUUCCGCGCCUUGAUCAACCGGCGGCACACAUUGCACCCAAAACUGAGAGUCGACAUUGCCACGACCGUUGUGUUCGCCAGCCCCCCGUGGGGAGGCCCGGGGUACCGGUCAGACGACGUUUUCGACUUGCGGACUAUGCAGCCGUAUAAUCUCAAGCAGCUUCAUGAUGCCUACAGCCUCAUGGAUCAUGUUCUGUUUCUGCCCCGUACGAGUGACAUUCGGCAAAUUGCCAGGCUUGCUCCCGAGGGCCGCAAGAUUCCGGUAGUGCAGUAUUGCAUGCAGGGUGCAAGCAAGGCAAUGGCUGCCUACAUCCCUGCGACGGCAAACCUCGGACAGGACGGCAAACAGGCGAGCAGUCGGAUCCGACCGGCAUCACGGCCAGAUCACUCAGAGAACGAAUCAAGUCCUUCCGUUGAAAAUUCUACAAGGCCGACUCAGUAG
Purpureocillium takamizusanense is the source of this 900-nucleotide messenger RNA. RefSeq names its product putative diacylglycerol O-acyltransferase tgs1 (gene tgs1). Bases 1 to 900 code for a protein of 299 amino acids. Gene Ontology annotation, molecular function: RNA cap trimethylguanosine synthase activity. The record is from RefSeq and is a predicted model, not a curated record. Gene Ontology annotation, cellular component: nucleus. The transcript has 3 exons. Lineage: Eukaryota; Fungi; Ascomycota; Sordariomycetes; Hypocreales; Ophiocordycipitaceae. Gene Ontology annotation, biological process: 7-methylguanosine RNA capping; 7-methylguanosine cap hypermethylation.